GAUCGACGCGCGGUUAAAAAAAAAAAAAAAAUAAAGCAACGCAGCUGCCCCCUCAACGCCUACGCUUUCGCAUUUCGCACAUGGCUGCUUCCCCGAUGAGCUGGCGAAAAAAGGGACCCAGGGAGUAAUACGAUGAUGGCGGCUUCUUUGAAUUUUUUUUUUUCUUUUUCGCUCUACGGAAAGUAAGGCGCCGCUCCCCCCCUCGUGUGUCAACCUUUUCAACCCGCAGUCCUCGUGCACAUCCCACGAGUAGCUAUAAACGCGUUGGAGGGAACAAACGAAUGUAGCUGGGCUCGGUACGUCAUGAAAGGCGCGUCCGUCGUGUUCCGCUGGUGCAUCCGCAGGCUACUGCUACUGCUACUACUGCUCCUACUGCUGCUGGUGCUGAACCUUUUGCUACCCCCGGUGGGGACCCACGCCAAGAGAAACGCGCUGCCGAGCGAGAGGCACAAAAGUGUGCUAACCAAUGAGUGCUACCUAGUUGGGUAUAGAGACUCGCGCAGGAAGAGCUGGGGGGGCAAGGCGCCCCUCUAUGGCUACCUCUCCAGCAGGGCCAUCUCGAAACUGUGCGGGAAUGGAAGUCCCAGGGCAGAGCGAAAGGAGAAAAAGAAAAUAAACACACUACACGCGGAAAACUACAAAAUAAGCCUAACAGACAAACCUAUCAUCGAGGAGGUGCCCCGAAAUGUGAAGGGCAGAAUCAACGAGUGGAUCAGCGAAUUUGACGAAGAUAACAAGUUAGGGUUUUUCCCAAUUCUACUGGAAGAAAUGUCGAAUGAGCCAUCGCCACUACAAGUAGGGUUCGAAGACUACAUGCAAUUUAAUGGGGAAAAUGUAGAGGACAUAUUUAAGAACAUGACUAGGGAAGUAACCCUAAAUGGAUGUAAAAAGAAAAUCUUCGGCAUGUGUUUCUUCAAUCACAAAACGGGAGUGCUGGCCCCGUUAGCAGUUUAUGCAGAAAUUAAGGACGUUACUAAAGUGGGAAACAACCUAGCUGUUAAGGGGAUAGUGAGGGGAAGAAUUAUUAUUGAUGAAAUCGUCUCCCAGGAGCCGUGCAUUAUAGGGAAGAUCUCCCCCAUCGAGGACAAGAAGGGACUGUCAGAUGCAGAGGAGAGCUUAAAAAUGGUAGAUGAGAUCAUUCGGAUUCAUUCGCAGUGCACUAGUAUGGAGUCCCAACUGAUGGAGCAACUCGACCAGUCAUUUGCAUCUAUGAACAUCAAGUUAAGAAACGACUUAAAAGAAUCCAUAGAUGCAAAACUGGAGAAGUUUCAAGUAGAUCCUUCUGAUCCUGAGGAGAGACAAGCCUUCGUUCAGAUUGCCUCCUUUGCGGCUUUCGAUUUUCACCUUAUGAUUGUCGAUAGGUAUGAUGCCUUGAUGCUGCAGAACUCGGAGGACAGACUCAGAUUCGUUCGAGAUAAAAUUAGGCAGAAGCAGAAGCAGCUAGCCAUUAUUAAGAACACGCCCAAGGAGAAGUUGCAGGAGAUUCUUGAGCAGGUGCAGAGCCUCAAGAACCAGGGCGCGCCAGGCACCAAUUAUCCCUCGCCAGGCACUAAUUAUCCCGCGCCCCCGGGGGAGGCAGCUCGGAGGGGCGGCUUGUGA
Messenger RNA from Plasmodium vivax (malaria parasite P. vivax), 1599 nucleotides. RefSeq lists its product as hypothetical. The transcript has a single exon. The record is from RefSeq and is a predicted model, not a curated record. NCBI's taxonomy places the organism in Eukaryota, Apicomplexa, Aconoidasida, Haemosporida, Plasmodiidae. Bases 304 to 1599 code for a protein of 431 amino acids.